Molecule: messenger RNA, 1140 nt
Organism: Boleophthalmus pectinirostris (great blue-spotted mudskipper)
Lineage: Eukaryota; Metazoa; Chordata; Actinopteri; Gobiiformes; Gobiidae
Product: cornifelin homolog B-like
Exons: 4
Coding region: 229-735 (168 amino acids)
Source: RefSeq, a predicted model, not a curated record
CCUAGUGUUCGGGCCUAUCUACAACAACCUGCAUCCGCGUGUGCCAUGGAUCUAUAUGUGUGUCAAGCUUCGUUUUCCCUCCAAAAGAUACACAUGCGUUUUUGAGAGGCACAAAACCCAAAACAGCCAUCAACAUACACACGACUCGUAUCUACGCAGAGCACAAAUGGCGCUGCCCCCACGGUAAGGCAUUACAGUCCUCCUGUAGAAGUGACGUCUGACACACAGAUGUAUUACUAUUCCCCAGUGUCCUCGAGCCAAGUUAGGCCCCAGAGCUCCACAGAGGAGGAAGGGCAGUGGAGCACGUCUCUCAUGGACUGCUGUGAGGAUGCAGCCAGCUGCUGUUAUGGGUUCUGGUGCUGCCCGUGCCUCUCCUGCACAGUGUCUGGGAGACUACAGCACCCAUACUGCCUGCCUCUGUGUGACUGUGUGAGCUGUCUCUCCUUGUUGCUCAGCCGUGUCCCUCUGGUGGUGCCCCCUGCUGGCCUCGCUCUGCGUGUGGCCAUGAGAGCCAAGUACAAAAUCAAGGGCACUCUGUUCAAUGACAUGGUUGUAGCCUGCUGCUGCUUCUGGUGCUCUUGGUGUCAGAUGCACCGUGAGCUAAAACACAGAAUGAAACUCCCCCAGAUAAUCAACGUCCAGAACGUGGUGAGUGUGCAGCCCCUGCCCACCACCAACAUGACCCCGGCAACUGUUACUAUGGACAACAAUGACAACGCUCUGCUCAAGUAUUAGCCUUGUGCUCAUCCACACUGCUAAACUACUUGCACAUCAUAUAUGCAUCUAUAUCAUAUCAUUACCAUCAUAUAUGUUCCCUACUCUAAGCAUUCUAAUAUUUUUUUUCUAUUUAAAGGAGUCAUGUGAUGUGUUUUGGCUAUUUUACACUGUGUUUCUUGUAAGAUGCAAUUCUGAUCUAAAAGGGGUCCAUAAUUUCAAAACUGUUCAAAACUGCAGAAUCAAGUAGCAUUUCACUGAUUGUUAUCAAAAUGCGGUAUUUUUUUUAGAGUUUUCUGAAAAGUACUUUGUAUAAAAGAAAUGUUACUUGUUGAGUAUUUACUUAAGGGUUGAGUGCCUUCUAAACAUUUCAGGAAGGGUGAAUGGAGUUUAAAAGUUGUAUAUAAUAAAAAUGAAUAACAAAAU